UCUUCUCAUCCAUAUUUCUUCUUCUUCGUCCUCCCCCUCCCCCCUCUCUCUCUCCUCCACAGAGAGCACACAUCACACAGCACAGGCUCCUCUGAAGGUGACGACCACGCCUCAGGCGGCGCCAUUGCCAUGGCGGACAAGAUCUCCACGGUUGUCCUCAAAGUUGACCUUGAAUGCGCGCGAUGCUACAGGAAGAUGAGGAAGGUCCUCUGCAAGAUCCAAGACAAGAUGAACAUCAAGACCAUCUCCUUCGACGAGAAGAACAACGCCGUGACGGUGUCCGGGCCGUUCGACCCCGACAAGCUGUGCAGGAAGCUCUGCUGCGAGGCCGGCCGGGUGAUCAAGGAGAUGCAUGUCAAUGGCAAGGAACAGAAGGCGGACAAGGACGGCGGCGGUGGCGAGAAGCAGAAGGCACCCAAGGACGGCGGCAAGGCCGAGAAGGACGGCGGGAAGGCGGAGAAGCCCAAGGACGGCGGCGGGAAGGCGGAGAAGCCCAAGGAUGGCGGCGGGAAGGCGGACAAGGAGAAGCCCAAGGACGCCGCGGCCGCCAAGCCGGAGAAGAAGGUCAAGUUCGACGACGCGCCGCCGGCCACGGACGCCAAGCCCGGCAAGGCCAUGCCGCCGCUGCCGCCCGGCAUGAGCAUGGCCGACCUCGGCCCGCUCCUGGAGAAGAUGAAGCAGGCCAAGCAGCAGGGCGGAGGCGGGCCCCAGCCGCCGCGCGGCGAGCCGCUGGGCCCGCCGAUGAUGGCGCCGCCCGUGGCCGCGCAGGGGGUGGCCGUGCCGUCCAUCUGGCCGGCGCCGGCCGGGCCCAUGUCCUACAGCUACGACCCGACGCCGUACGGCCAGCCGGCCCAGCCGUCGUACUACGGUGGAGGCUGCGGCGGCGGGUGCGGCGGGGGUUGCCAGUGCUGCAGGCCGCCCGUGCCGGCCGGCGGGUACUACGGCGUGCCGGUGCACGACCACCAGGGGUGGUACCACGGCAACCGGCAGCCGUACUACCAGCAGCAGCAGCAGCCGUACUGCGGCGAGGACCCCAACGCCGGGUGCAGCGUCAUGUGAUCGGCAGGCGACGCGCCAUGGGCAGAGACAGAGCAAUCAGGCAUCAGGCAUCAGUCAUCAGUGCGUGUGUGGUCACUCUCACGCACUCACUCAUGGCCUGUGAUUAAAAUUUUCCUUUUCUUUCUUCUCUCCGUGUCGUGGCCUUCUUGUUUGUUUAUGUCUAAUUAGGCGUUGAGUUGUGCAUGUGAACAGAGGAGUUGAGCUGUUAUGUACUUGGUGCCUAGCUUGUUUAUUUAGUUGGUUAUUGUCAUGAAUGAAUAUAUUAUACCAGUAAUUAAGUACUCCAUACAAAAUUUGUAGUGGUGGUGGUAUCAUA
Molecule: messenger RNA, 1375 nt
Organism: Triticum dicoccoides
Lineage: Eukaryota; Viridiplantae; Streptophyta; Magnoliopsida; Poales; Poaceae
Product: protein PYRICULARIA ORYZAE RESISTANCE 21-like
Exons: 3
Coding region: 130-1059 (309 amino acids)
Biological process (GO): regulation of defense response to fungus
Molecular function (GO): metal ion binding
Source: RefSeq, a predicted model, not a curated record